GGUUUGACUACGAGAUUGAACACCGUAGUUCAACACAGCAUUGUAAAGCAGAUGGAUUGUCCCGUCUACCUCUAGCGACAACUGAAGAGGAAGAAAAUCCGUCUGUUGACCCGGUUGAGGCAUUUCAUGUGUCGCAGUUCAACAUGUUGCCUGUCACUUGCCAGCAUGUACGCAAAGAAACCCACUGAGAUUCUACCCUCGCCCAAGUAUAUGAGCAUGUCAUGAAAGGCUGGCAUGAAAAUAAAGACCCCAACCUGCAACCGUUUUAUUCUCGAAGAAACGAACUAACUGUGCACCAAUAUGGGGGAGCAAAGUUGUUAUUCCCACAAAGUUACGAAGCGAAGUACUACAAGUAGUGCACGAAAGUCAUGUUGGUGUGGUUAGAAUGAAAGCUCUGGCUAGAAGUUAUGUUUGGUGGCCAGGAAUUGAUUUGGAGAUUGAAGGGCUCGCAAAAGGAUGCAGUGGUUGCCAGCGGGUUCAACAUGCCCCCAAAUACUCACCAUUACACCCAUGGGAGUGGCCAUCUACCCCCUGGCAACGUAUUCAUGUCGAUUUUGCAGGACCAUUCCUUGGAAUGUUGUUUUUAGUGAUUGUUGACGCUCAUUCAAAAUGGCCAGAGGUAAUAAUCAUGCACUCGAAAACAUCCACCUCCAAAACUGUCGAAGCCCUGCGAACAGUGUUUGCUCGAAAUGGGUUACCAGAACAACUGGUUAGCGAUAAUGGCUCUCAAUUCACUGCAGAAGAAUUCCAGCUGUUUCUAAAGAAAAACGGAGAGAAAAACAC
Molecule: messenger RNA, 783 nt
Organism: Paramuricea clavata
Lineage: Eukaryota; Metazoa; Cnidaria; Anthozoa; Malacalcyonacea; Plexauridae
Source: the annotation of a GenBank genome assembly